CUCCUCACCCCCCUCCCCUUCCCCUCGCAUCCUUGGAAGCAACAAUUAAGCAGCUCUGGGAUAAAAUACACAGCCCGCGGGAGCACGGGGGCAUUGCUUCAAGAGAUGGCAAGGCAGGCAGCUGCACCCCUCCUCCCCGGAGUCCUCCUCCUCCUCUCCAUCCUCCCGGCUACUCAGCAAGGAGGGGUCCCUGGUGCUAUCCCGGGAGGGGGAGUCCCAGGAGGAGGCUUUUUCCCAGGUGCUGGACUUGGAGGUUUGGGAGCAGGACUCGGGGCUGCAGGAAAACCUCCCAAACCAGGGGUCGGAGGACUUGGGGGACUCGGCCCCCUUGGCCUGCAGCCAGGUGCUGCGGGUCUGUUCCCCGGAGCUGCCUUCCCCGGGGGGGUGUUCCCGGGAGCCGCCUCGGCCGCGGCGCUCAAGGCUGCUGCCAAAGCUGGUGCUGGCAUUGGAGGCGUGGGUGGAAUUGGUCCUGGUGGCCUCGGGGUCUCCACAGGUGCCGUGGUACCGGGCGCGGUGCAGCCCGGCCUUGGCGCGGCAGGGAAACCCCCUAAGAUACCAGGUGCUGGGAUUCCCGGAGCUUUCCCGGGCGGCGUGCUCCCCGGCGCAGGUGUUCGCUUCCCCGGCGUGGGGGUGCUGCCCGGAGUCCCCACUGGAGCUGGAGUCAAGCCAAAAGGCCCAGGAGCUGGAGCCUUUGGAGGAAUCCCUGGACUGGGAGGUUUUGGAGGUCAGCAGCCUGGUGUCCCUCUGGGGUAUCCCAUCAAAGCUCCUAAGCUCCCAGGUGGCUAUGGACUGCCCUACACCAAUGGCCUCAGGCCCGGCGGGAUAGGAGCCGGCAUCCUGGCAGGAAAGGCAGGAUACCCCACCGGGACAGGGGUCGGAGCACAGGCGGCGGCAGCGAAGGCAGCAGCGAAACUUGGAGCCGGUGUCGUGCCCGGCGUCGGCGGCAUCCCGGGAGUCGCACCCGGUGUCGGCGUCGGCGGUGUCCCCGGAGUUGGAGUUGGAGGACCGGCAGCGGCGGCAGCAGCGGCGAAGGCAGCGGCAAAAGCAGGAGCUUUUGGUCCAGGGGCAGUGCCCGGAGUCGGAGGCGUCCCUGGCUUGGUACCCGGUGUCGCAGGCGUCCCCGGGGUGGUGCCCGGCGUCGCAGGUGUCCCCGGGGUGGCAGGGGUGCCGUCGGCGGCAGCAGCAGCAAAGGCAGCUAAGUACGGCGCCGGCGUUCCCGGUGUCGGUGUGGGCGGCGUUCCCGGCCUGGUGCCCGGAGUCGGAGGAGUCCCUGGCUUGGUACCCGGUGUCGGAGGCGUCCCCGGGGUGGUGCCCGGCGUCGCAGGUGUCCCCGGGGUGGCAGGGGUGCCGUCGGCGGCAGCAGCAGCAAAGGCAGCUAAGUACGGAGCUGGCGUCCCUGGUGUCCCAGGCGUCCCUGGCGUCCCUGGUGUCCCAGGCGUCCCUGGCGUCCCUGGUGUUCCAGGCGUCCCUGGUGUUCCAGGCGUCCCUGGUGUCCCAGGCGUCCCUGGUGUACCUGGGGUUCCUGGUGCUGUGCCCGGUGUUGGAGUGGGCGGCCCGGCAGCAGCGGCCGCAGCCAAGGCUGCAGCGAAAGCAGCGGCGAUCGGAGCAGGACGCGUGCCCGGCGUUGGCGUGCCCGGCGUUGGCGUGCCCGGUGUUCCUGGAGUGGGUGUGCCCGGCGUUGGCGUGCCUGGUGUUCCUGGAGUGGGUGUGCCCGGUCUGGUGCCCGGCGUUGGCGUUCCAGGAGGUCCGGCAGCCGCUGCCAAAGCAGCCGCCAAAGCAGCCAAGUUCGGAGCAGGUGGCCUGGUUCCCGGUGUGGGUGGCCUGGUUCCCGGUGUGGGUGGCCUGGUUCCCGGUGUGGGUGGCCUGGUUCCUGGAGUAGGUGGCUUGGUUCCUGGUGUUGGAGGUGUCCCAGGUGUUGGAGGUCCAGCAGCAGCAGCCAAAGCAGCAGCCAAGGCAGCCAAAUUUGGUGCCGGGGUUGGAGGGGUGCCAGGUGUGGUGCCCGGCAUCGGCGGAGUGCCCGGUGUUGGUGGCGUGCCCGGCUUGGUGCCAGGAGUGGGAGUUCCUGGAACUGGCAUCCUCCCCGGGGCAGGCAUCCCCCAAGUAGGGGUGCAGCCUGGUGCUAAGCCUCCCAAAUUCGGUGUUCCCGGGGUUGGAGUCCCAGGGGUUGGUGGCCUCCCAGGUGGCCUCGGAGUCGGUGGCCUCGGAGUCGGUGGGCUCGGAGCUGCUGGGAAACCUCCCAAGCCAGGGGUUGGAGUUCCCGGCUUCGGCGUGUCACCGAUAUUUCCAGGUGGGGUCGGCGGCCUGGGAUUUGGUGGGAAGCCCCCCAAGCCCUACGGAGGAGCGCUGGGUGCGCUGGGCUUUAGAGGCGCGGGCUGCGCGGCAGGGAAGUACUGCGGGAGGAAGCGGAAGUAACGCUCGCCACCGAUGACCUCAUGAACUUUGGUGCUACUGCAUGGUCCAGAAUGUAAAUCCGAAGCAAAGCUGAGACACCCCCUCCCCAAGCCCCGGACCCGCCCCCCCCCCCCCCCCAUCCGUCCCGGGGCCGUGCCCGGCCCCUCGGUCCCAGCAGGGAGCGCGGAAUAAACUGCGGGGAGCAGCCGUCCCCCUUGGUGCUAUCGCUCUCUGCGGGAUUUGGGGGGGCCUGGGCUGUCGCGCCCCUCCCCAGCCCCAGAGCUGACCCCCGGGGGGGGGGGCAGGAUGAGGGGCACCCCACAUUGGAGGGAGGGAGGGAGGGAAGGGGAUCCCGGUGGCGGGGGCUGUGCGGGGAGGGAUGGCCCCGUCAGCCUGGCCCCCACCCCGGGCCCCGCGUUUCCCCCGGUUUGGGGGGGCCGCGGGCAGGAGGGGCUCGGUCCCUUCACGUUGCUCACUUUGCUAUUACUGGGUGGGGCGCCCUACACAGAGGGACUCGCUUCUGACAGACUAAUAAAGGACAAGUUUUUAAAGGA
Messenger RNA from Corvus hawaiiensis (hawaiian crow), 2945 nucleotides. RefSeq names its product elastin (gene ELN). Gene Ontology annotation, molecular function: extracellular matrix structural constituent. Bases 106 to 2412 code for a protein of 768 amino acids. Lineage: Eukaryota; Metazoa; Chordata; Aves; Passeriformes; Corvidae. The transcript has 37 exons. The record is from RefSeq and is a predicted model, not a curated record.